Messenger RNA from Nerophis lumbriciformis (worm pipefish), 3808 nucleotides. NCBI's taxonomy places the organism in Eukaryota, Metazoa, Chordata, Actinopteri, Syngnathiformes, Syngnathidae. The record is from RefSeq and is a predicted model, not a curated record.
CGUUGGCGAUGCUCAGAGUUGCACCUAAAAACCGAGUGACUUUGUCUAUUCGUUUCUGGACCUCCGUGAGGUCGACCGAGAAGGGAAUCAUGUUGAAAAACUGCAAAAUUCUAAGGUACUAACCGAUGGUUGCACAGUUGGCAUCCAGAGAUGACCGUGGGGGGGCUGGAAAAGCCUGUGGGCCGCGUCCUCCUGGCAUCACAUGGGUGCAAAUAACUUUCAUCAAGCGAGGCCAGAAUUGCUCAAAGGCUUGUGUCGCUCCUUCCUUGCUGCUGUGGCCAUCACUUAGGACGAGCAUGGCUGGCCAGCAGGACAGCAGGAGGACCAACGGCUGGGGUCACAUCGCCCUGCUGGACAAGACCAGGGAGUUCUUCCAGACGUGCGAUGUGGAGAGUAAAGGCUUCAUCACGCGCACUGACAUGAGGAGGCUCCACAGGGAGCUGCCGCUGUCUGCUGAGGAGCUGGAGGACGUCUUUGACUCCCUGGACACGGAGCACAGUGGAUACCUCACGCUGGAGGCCUUCUCUUCUGGAUUCAGUCAGUUCCUUCAAGGCCGGCGGAUUUCGAUGCCCGACGAGCCGAACCAGGCAACCGGUUCAGGGUUCAGAACCAAGGAGGCCCUCUACCAGAGCCAAUGGGAAGCCAAGCUGUCGGGCGGCGAAGACGAGGAAGAGCACUUCUGUAUGCUGCUGGAGAGCUUGGGAGCGAGUCAUGUGUUUGAGGACCCGGACGAGGUGCGCAGCCUGUGGGCUCAGCUCAAGCGGGACGAGCCUCACCUGCUGUCCAACUUCGAGGAGUUCCUCGCCAGGGUCACCCAUCAGAUUAAGGAGGCCCACCAGGAGAAGCGAGAGAUGGAGAGCGCCCUCCAGAGGAAGGCGGCAACGCACGACAGUGAGAUCCGACAUCUGUACGAGGAGAUGGAGGCGCAGAUCAAAACGGAGAAAGACAAGCUCCUGCUGAAGGACUCCGAACGCCUCCAGUCACGGAGCCAGGACUUGGAGCACCAGCUGUCUUCCAAGGAGAAAGAGCUGGAGCAUCUUUUCCAGAAGCAGAAGAGGUUGGAGAUGCAGUGCCGCGAGCUGAACAGCGAGAAGCAGGAGAGCCACGUGGAGAACGUCAAGCUGAAGACAACCAACGACGAGCUGUCGCGAGCGUUGGAGACCACCAGCCAGGAGCUGCUGGUUGCCCAGGAGCAACUGACCAUGCUGCAGGAGCAGGCGGCCAGGCUGCACCAGGAGAAGGAGAUGGAAAUGUACCGAGUCACAGAAGGACUCCAGAGAGAGAAGCAAAGCCUGAUGAAGCAACUUGACCUCCUCAGAGAGAUGAACAAACACUUGAAGGACGAUCGGGACAUACGUAGUGGAGUGCCGAGAACAUCCCUGAGAAAGAAGCAGAAGCAGAGAGCAGGCCUGACCAACAUAUUUGACGACAGCAGCCAGCCUGUGAAAAGUGAGGACGACGCAACCGCUGCCAUCAACUCCUCGGGGAUGAAGAAGAGCGUUGGGUUGUCCAACGGCUACAUGGGCCCUGCCCCAGCUAAGGUUCACAACAUGAGGACCAAAGCCAAGAAGGCCAUCGCCAGGUCCUCCAGCUUGAGGAGGACCGCCAGGGAGCGGGCCAAGAGGCCGGAGGCGGAGAGGAAGACAGACGUCGGGGGUGAGGAGCUGGACGCACCCCCGGGCGGGUGGCCUUUGAGGCGCGUCAUCUCCAUCGAAGAGGACCACCUGCCCCACCUCCUCCAAGGUGGACCCCAGCUGUUGCUGCACCAGCUCAGCGAGGAAGAGGAUGCGGAGGAAGCGCAGCGCGAUUUGGACUCCAGCGUCAUCAUGGCAACGCAGUCACAGAAGCUCCAGUUAUUCCGAAAAAAGACCCCCAUGUCGCCACGGGGGCAACCUGUGGGAAAGGAGACCCAGCAUGCAGAAGAGGCGCCCUUGCUGGGGCCGAGCCGCCUCUUUAAAGUGGUCCUGGUGGGAAACUCCAGCGUGGGUAAGACGUCACUUCUGCGCUCCUUCUGCGAGGGACAUUUCCACCCGUCCACCACGGCCACUGUGGGGAUUGACUUCAGCGUGAAGAUCUUAACCCUCAACAAUAUGCAAAUAGCCAUGCAGCUGUGGGAUACGGCAGGUCAAGAGAGGUACCGCAGCAUCACCAAGCAGUUCUUCCGCAAGGCCGACGGCGUGGUGGUGAUGUACGACGUCACGAUGGACGAGAGCUUCAAGGCCGUGAGUCCGUGGCUCGCCAACGUCAAGGAUGCUGCAGGAGAAGGGGUCCAAAUCCUGCUGCUGGGCAACAAGAUGGACAUGGACUCAGACAGGGAGGUGUCCUUAAAAGAGGCAGAACAACUGGCUCAGGAGAGCAAGGUGAUGUUCUACGAGGUCAGCGCUUACACGGGAAAGAACGUGACCGAGUCCCUCACUCACCUGGCCAGAGUGUUGAUGGAGCAAGAGGACAAGGUUCGAGACACCACUGUCCUUCUGAGCGCUCAGCCCUUAAGGAAGAAAGCCUGCUGCAAGUGAAGAUGUUGAGGUCGACUUUUGACUUGCACGUUAAGCAAAGAGUCAGACAUUAGGAAGUUUGUGUCCUGCAAAUUACGGACUUGUGCUAAUUUCUUUUUUUUUGGAAGGUGGUGGAAAUACAGCAAUUUGCAGAAUUUGAGGCGGUGGACUUCAGGGGAAGGGGAGCAUCUUGAGAAAAAUUAGGAAAAUCAAGCAUAUAAUGUUUAUGUUGCAUUGUAGAACAGCUGCUUUUGAAGUGUGAGGCACAGGACUUCACAGGAGGUAUGGUAGCUUGUCAAAAUAAAGAAACAUUUAUUCAUUAAAACAUAAAAAAUAUUUCCUUCAGACAAAAGAUAUCUUUAGAAAAAAACAACUAUAUUUUUUGUCAAAAUUAGUAUACCUUAAACCUUAAUAAAAAAUAUUAAUAUGAUUUUUUUCCAUCAAUUCUUUUUCCCCCUUAUAUAUAAUUGGGGUGUCUCAAUCCGAUAUUUAUAACGGACAUCGUAACAAGUAUGGUAUUAUAUGUGUGACAUAAUGUGCGAUACAAGCAGUGUGUUUACAAAAGGUAAACAUGACAGGUAUAGGCUACUAGGAGCUUGCAUCUACACAACAGCUAAGCACACAAUAGCACACAAGCUCGAUAUGCGUAAUAAGUGUCCUUCAUUGAAAAUAUUGCAGUCUAAAACAGUACAUUUGUCAAUAUAAACAAGUAUCAAAUAAUUAUAGUUACAUAUUACUUACUCAUACAAAGUCUCCAAGUAAGAAAAGUGUUAGAAAGUAUCCAGCAACUAACGUGUCUGCAUCACAAGCUUAAGAAUUAUUAUUCCACUUCAAUUUAAAGCCAGUAUAAGUCCACUUCAGACGAUUAAUAAACAGGUUAGUGUUUUUCAUGCCUACCAUAGCUCUCUGUUUGACUAAUUUCACUUGAUCAAUCCUUUUCUAACAUUCCACACUCAAAACUAAUAAAAGUAUGUCUGAGUCCUGCUGAUAUCAUAUCGGGUUAAUAGUGGUAUCGCAUCGGAAGUGAAUAAGUUGUAUUGGGACACCCCCUAAUAUUUCUUGUUAUUCUUUAUCAUACUUAUGCUGCUGAAGUCCUCCAUCUCACAUGAAAAGUGUUGUUGUCCAGUAAGAUGCUAUCACUUCCUUGUUUUCUUUUGAAAAAUUGCAGAAUCACGCCAUAGGUUGAUUUUAUUUAAAAACAUGUUAUUAAUAUUACGGUUAUGUUAGAAUCAGCUUAAUUUUUCAUGUAAUCACAUAUUUGAUACUGAUGCCAGGACGAAUAAAAGAAUUUGUCAUGUAGUUGAAAUGAAAAC